AUGGGGGAACAGAAUCUUUUUGCGGAAUGUAAGGCAAUCUUGUAUCAUGACGAUUCAGUCCCAGUGGGUACGCUUGAGAUCAGGAGUGCUGCCACGACGCCCACUAGCCCCACCUUUGUCGUCAAUGACACUGAAGCGUCAGACACAUCAGCAAUCCAGAUGGAAACGGCAAAGCGAAGCUAUCCUGGAAAUAUAACCCUCUCAGAAGAUGCACGAAAGUGGAGAUUCGCCGUUCAAAAGCCACCUUUUCGUAUCGAGGAAUGGCGACUCAUGACGGGCCUCAUUGCUGCCGCGCAAUACACCCUGACCUUGGAGCAGGCCCGCUUCCAAAGCUUUGUAUGGGAUGACGACGGGAGGAAUCUUGACCUUUUGUUGCAGAGCACGCUGAAAUUCGAAGACGCCGAUAAAAGAGCUCUGACUCAGCUCACAAUUCUCAAGACAAUCAGUGCGAUCAUAGAAGAAGAAUAUUCACUGGCGAUCAAAAAUCGUGAAUUUCGUGUGGUCAAUUUCAAGAUAAUAAGACCUGCAAUGAAUGAUGGGUCGUCAAUCACAUUACAAAAGCUGAAGGCUCAGCUGAAGAGGCGAAGCGAGGAUAGCGGUAAGAAAAAGCUGGGUUCUUACGCUAGUCGUAAUUUACCAUACGUGCCCAUUACGUCAUCAGAAAUAUCAAAUUACCUCUGUAUAGCCUCAGUCAUGUCAAGUGCCUACCCAGAGCAUGAGCAAGCGGCUGCUCUCCACAUUCCGCGCGCUCCAGCAUGA
Messenger RNA from Bacidia gigantensis, 759 nucleotides. RefSeq lists its product as uncharacterized. NCBI's taxonomy places the organism in Eukaryota, Fungi, Ascomycota, Lecanoromycetes, Lecanorales, Ramalinaceae. The transcript has 2 exons. The coding region runs from base 1 to 759 and encodes 252 amino acids. The record is from RefSeq and is a predicted model, not a curated record.